Messenger RNA from Cynara cardunculus var. scolymus (artichoke), 1449 nucleotides. RefSeq names its product geranylgeranyl pyrophosphate synthase, chloroplastic-like. The record is from RefSeq and is a predicted model, not a curated record. The transcript has a single exon. The coding region runs from base 201 to 1319 and encodes 372 amino acids. Gene Ontology annotation, biological process: isoprenoid biosynthetic process. NCBI's taxonomy places the organism in Eukaryota, Viridiplantae, Streptophyta, Magnoliopsida, Asterales, Asteraceae. Gene Ontology annotation, molecular function: geranylgeranyl diphosphate synthase activity.
AUAAAAAUAAAAUCAACCUCAAUAUCUCCUUCUAUCCUUUCGGUGGGCAGAUUCAGAUUGGAUAUCAUCUGCACGGAUUGGGUUUACAUCUUCCACCCUUCCCUUCUCCGCUAGAUACCCUUUUCAGGGACCCCAUUUUCACACUUUCUUCAAUAAAACACACUCUCAUUCUCUCUUUCUGGAUUUUUAUUUGUAUAAAGAUGAGAUCUUUAGGUUUGGUUGAUUCAUGGGUUCAAACGUGUUCCAUGCUUAAUGGAUCUUCGUCUUCUUCUUUUGUGGGAUUCAUCUGUACAUCACCUCUCAAAUGUGGUAAACCCCAUUUCAAGAAUCAUCCAAGAUCCAGAUUUUCUUCUUCUUCUUCUUCUUUCUCCGUUUCUGCUGUGAUUGCAAAGGAAGACCAAGAAAUCUCCUCCGAUUUCCAAAAAUCCAGCUUCAGUUUCAAGGCUUACAUGGCGGAGAAGGCUAAUUCGGUAAACARGGCSCUGGAAGAAUCCAUUUCCAUUAAAACUCCACCCACAAUCCACGAAGCUAUGCGUUACUCCCUCCUCGCCGGAGGCAAGCGUGUCAGGCCCAUCCUCUGCAUCGCCGCCUGCGAGCUUGUCGGUGGGGAUGAAUCCACCGCCAUGCCUGCCGCCUGUGCUGUUGAAAUGAUACACACCAUGUCCUUGAUCCACGACGACCUCCCUUGCAUGGAUAACGACGAUUUUCGCCGUGGAAAACCAACUAACCACAAGGUUUACGGCGAAGACGUGGCGGUUCUUGCCGGAGACUCGCUCCUCGCCUUCGCUUUCCAACAUGUCUCCAGCGCCACCGUCGGCGCGUCGCCUGCACGCGUCCUGGCCGCCGUCGGCGAGCUCGCGAAGUCUAUUGGGACGGAAGGGUUGGUCGCGGGUCAAGUGGUGGACAUAGCUUCAACAGGGGCGAAGGACGUCGGACUGGACCAGCUUGAAUUCAUCCACAUACACAAAACGGCGGCCCUUUUGGAGGCAGCCGUCGUAUUAGGGGCCAUAUUGGGCGGAGGGAAUGAGACCCAGGUGGAAAAUCUUCGGAAAUUCGCAAGAUGUAUUGGACUAUUGUUUCAGGUGGUGGAUGAUAUAUUAGACGUCACCAAGACGACGGAGGAAUUGGGGAAGACCGCCGGAAAAGAUUUGGUGGCAGACAAGAUGACAUAUCCAAAACUGAUGGGUAUGGAGAAAUCGCGGCAGUUUGCGGAGGAGUUGUUGGCGGAGGCUAAACAGCAGUUAGAGGGGUUUGAGUCAUACGAGGCGGUGGCGCCACUAGUAGCUCUGGCGGAGUAUAUAGCUUACCGGCAGAACUGAAACCAAGCUUUUUUUUAUUUUCGAUGAGUUUGAGUCUUCUCCAUCGAUGUUGUAAAAUCGGUUUUACCUGCAACAUAAUUAUAAACUAAUUAGCAAAUUAGAUUCAUUAUUAUUUCCAUUUUCAUGGACA